CCAAUCACCAAUUCAAGCUACGCAAUGAAUCGAAUUGAUUAAGCUGUCCAUGUGCCAGAACUGUUUUCAAUUGAUUUAUUGUUCAUAAUUUUUCUGCCAGACUUAUUCGCAACUGUGUUAAUAAGAGAUGUGAGCAUUUUUCUGAUAAAACUGAUCAAAUUCGAAUUCGCUUGACAGUUUGACUGGAGGAACGAAUGAGUAUUUAUAACCAUGUGGUCACGCUGUGUACUGUUAGCCACCCUGGUGUUGGGGUUUCCCACUGGACACGCCAUUGACUUUUCCAUCUAUUCCACGGAGAGUGCCCUCGCUAGUUUUAUCGACACCUUUUCAUCCGGGCUGGCUGGCAUGGCCGGUAAUCUGAUACAAACGGUCGUGGAUAACCGAACGAUCGAUCAGGAGGUCACUUUUUGGUGCGGUCGGCGAGGGUAUACGAAUCUCCAGCAGACAUUCGUGGAUGAUAGCGCAAUUGGGAGCAAACUUGAUCUUACGAAGCCUGUUGCCAUUAUCACCCAUGGAUGGCAGAGUAGGGGGAACGUUACGUGGGUACAAGAAAUGGCCGGAGCUUACAGCAAAUACGUGGACAGUAAUGUUUGCGUAGUGGAUUGGUCUAGGUUUGCCCGGUACGGUUAUGCGAUCGCGGCCAAACGGAAUACCCGAUUGGUGGGCAAUUAUUUGGCGGUUUUCAUGCAAUUUUUGACUCGGAAUGGAAUUACUCCGUCCAAGAUGACCUUGAUCGGGCACAGUUUGGGGGCCCAUGUCUCGGCGUUUGCUUGUAAAAACUUCAGCGGUCAGGUGAAGGAACUGUAUGGAUUAGAUGCAGCGGGGCCACUUUUCACUUUGCCGAUUGACGUUGGAACGAAGAAUAGAAUUGCCUCCACGGAUGCUGGAUACGUUCAGAUGAUUUAUACGACCCGUUAUCUGCUGGGAACUGGAAAUCCGAUUGGCCAGGCCAACUUCUUCCCGAAUGGAGGUUACCAUCCCCAGCCUUCAUGCUUGCUUCCGAUGUUGACGUAUUCUGAUGCAUAUGUUCCCCUAGCCUGCAGUCACUCUCACUCUCAUCAAUUGUUUACAUUGUCGCUGAAUCCAGCUUACGUGUACAAAGCAAAAAAAUGCGGAACAUAUCCUACCUAUUUGUUGGGAUUAUGCUUGUACAACUCCAAUGAUGUAUUGGGGAUCUACUCGAAAAAGUCUUCUGGAAAUUUUUACUUUAAUCAGAAAGUGUUUUAUCCGUUUGUUUAAAAAUAUUAGCUUGGAUGAAUUUGAUUGAAAUAAAAUAACUUUUUUUGAGAUCAAGUUACAUCCAAUGUGUAACCUGAUAUUGAAACACUCAACAUCCACAAGUGGUGAUGACCAAUGUCAGAUCUGUCUGGACCACACUGUCCUGACAGUUUGUUAACCAUGUCAUGGUCGUUGAAUGGCUGGGAAAUACUUUCCACACUUUUGGGUUCUCCGCAACCGAUCUGUCCAUUAGAGUGAGUUAUUUAUGUACUCAUUGUGGACAUUUAAUACAAAGCGCCAGUUAGUGUCAGUUGGUUGAUAUUCCCCGUGGCUUUUUACAAUAGUAAUUCACUAAUUGGUUUAAAAGUCACUUCCCUUUUUUUCAAUUUGCGGUUCACCGAAUGUAUUAUGUUACACUUUGUCAGCUCCUAAUUUUCCACAUGAAUAUAAAUUGCGCUGCAAAUUUCCACCGCACAAACCAGAUGGUCCCACGCACGCAUUAUUUUAAAUUUUGCCGCAACAAAUUGCGGCAUUAGAUGUGCCCUUACUUAUAUCCGCAUUUGAUGUGCCCGGGGGUCAAAUUUACGAACAAUUUUUCCGCCCACUUUUCAUCAUCAAACAAAUCAAAAAAAUGAAAUGAACACGCUGGGUCUUCUGUUCACGCACGAGCUUUGGUAGUAGGUAGCUGCUGCCAACUGCCAGAGGGGGCUUUUGCGCGCCUUUCUCCUCAACGUGUUUCUUUCAUCGUUGCAUAGCACAGGGCAAAUUUUCAUUUAUCAAUUUCAACGAAACGUAAGUGUGAUGGUGGGGCGGGACUUGCAGG
Molecule: messenger RNA, 2041 nt
Organism: Culex quinquefasciatus (southern house mosquito)
Lineage: Eukaryota; Metazoa; Arthropoda; Insecta; Diptera; Culicidae
Product: lipase member H
Exons: 3
Coding region: 211-1239 (342 amino acids)
Molecular function (GO): lipase activity
Source: RefSeq, a predicted model, not a curated record